AACGUCACCCAUGACCUAACGCAACAGAAUCUAAUCCCAUGAAUUUGCUAUUCUUCUGAAUAUUGGACUUGAACAAUGAGAAUAGCCAAUAGAAGAAAAAGAAGGAAUCAAAAAAUCCAGCGGUGAACUGAAAUGUCAACAACUUUGACGCGAACAAAAAAGAAUUGUGAAUUGUGUUGCCAAGAAAAGUGAAGAUGGCAUUGAAGGAGACAUUUUACUUAUCACAUGGAUCACCAUCACUUGCCAUAGAUGAUUCAAUUCCAGCAUGGAGCUUCUUCAAAUCGUGGAAGGAGGUGUUUCCUCAGAAACCCUCUUCCAUUCUCGUCAUCUCCGGUCACUGGGACACCGCUGUUCCCACCGUCAACGUUGUUCAUCAUAACGACACCAUCUAUGACUUCUACGGUUUCCCCAAAGUCAUGUACAAGCUGAAGUAUCCAGCACCAGGGGCUCCACACGUGGCAACGAGGGUGAAGGAACUACUACAAGCAUCAGGCUUCACUCGUGUGGAUGAAGAUAGAAAACGUGGGCUAGACCAUGGUGCAUGGGUGCCUCUGAUGUUGAUGUAUCCAGAGGCAGAUAUCCCAGUGUGUCAACUCUCAGUUUCAUCACACAGAGAUGGCACUUACCACUAUAACAUGGGAAAGGCAUUGGCUCCUCUUAAGGAUGAGGGUGUUCUUAUAAUUGGCUCAGGGAGUGCUGUCCAUAACUUGAGAGCAAUUGGGCCUCGCAAUAGCCCUGCUGCUCCAUGGGCUGUGGCAUUUGAUUCCUGGCUGAAAAACUCUCUCAUUGAUGGAAGGUAUGAGGAAGUAAAUCAAUUCGAAGAGAAGGCCCCAUAUGCAAAGUUGGCUCAUCCAUGGCCUGAUCACUUCUUCCCAUUGCAUGUGGCUAUGGGGGCAGCUGGUGAAAACUCAAAGGCCAAACUUGUCCAUGAUAGUUGGGAUGGUGGUUCUAUUUCUUAUGCCUCGUUUGGUUUCACAGCAGCUACUAGUUGAUGCAUUAUGUAUCUUGGUUUCAUCUAUUCAGAUAAAAUUACUCGUGCUGUGCAUGAGCCUUUACUAAUUAUUUGUUGUAAAUUUUCCUCUUUUGUCAUUCAUAGUUGAUAACUUAGUUUUAAUUGUGGAUCCAAAUUGACACUAUUAGCCUACUAUGAAAUUGCAGUUUAAAUGGAAUAAUAAAGCAGGAAGAAACUAUUACAGAGCUUUAUGAUUCCUAUAUCGUGUAUUUGAAGGACUAUCUCUUCUCAGAAUAUUACUUAUUUAAAGCAAAUCAGGAAUUUUGUGGUUGCCUAA
Molecule: messenger RNA, 1289 nt
Organism: Cajanus cajan (pigeon pea)
Lineage: Eukaryota; Viridiplantae; Streptophyta; Magnoliopsida; Fabales; Fabaceae
Product: 4,5-DOPA dioxygenase extradiol
Molecular function (GO): ferrous iron binding; dioxygenase activity; zinc ion binding
Source: RefSeq, a predicted model, not a curated record